AUGCCAGUGCAGCUGCUGAAGGGCGAGUUCAAAGAUCCAUGUCGGGCCUUUGACUUCUCGAACUUGGGAGAUGCCGAGCUUAAGAAGGGCGAGACUGGAGGUGCGUUGGCCGCCUUCGACAAAGCUAUUGAGGUGGAGUCUCGCUGGCCCACGAUUUGGCUGCACCGUUCUCAGGCAAAGCUUCAGCACGGUGAUUUCGAGGGUGCAAUCGCAGACGCAACGGCAACGCUGCAGUCUGACGGGCGCAUCACUGCAGCGUUUGCAGUGAGAGGAGAGGCUCGGCUCCAGUCUGGCGAUGCUCUGAACGCAGCUGCAGAUUUCGAUGCCUUUCUCGCACAGGAACCAAUGCAUGCAAGACUCUUGUGGAGGCGGAGCAGGGCACGCCUGGAACUGGGACGGCUUCGCGAGGCCUUGGUUGACAGCCAGGCUGCCUUGGAUGUGGCAGCUGGAGAUCUCACCGAGGAAGAGCAAGCCGAUUGCCACCUGGUUACGGCUCUAGGUCGAAUGCGCUUGGCAUCUGGGGCCGAGUCCAUAUCGAAAGCCUGCACAUCUGCACUGCUUCUCAAUCCCAGGCUGCACGAGGCUAUGCUUGUCCGUGGCCAGGCACAGCUGCAGCUGGGCUUCUUCGCGGCCUGCGAGCUCGACUGCAGUGACGCCCUCAAAGCAAUUCCAGACAGCGCCACGGCCUGGGCCACGCGGGGACGGGCGCGGCUGAGACAGAAAUGCUUCCGGGAAGCCGCAGAAGAUUGCCGCAGGUCUCUUGCCCUGGAUGCGCAGUGCCGGCUGGCCAUGUCCACCUUGGGUGCGGCGCUGCUCCAUUUGGGUGACCACCAAGGAGCCCUGCAGUAUUGUGAUCAAGCUGUUCUUUUCAUGCUGGAUCCAAAGGGCGAAGCAGAGGCCAAGGGCCAGAAGAAGUCCAAAAAAAAGCCUGGCAUGGCACGCGGCAAGGACAAGAAGAAGUUCAAGGAGAAAAAGAGCGUCAGCAAGCACGUCUCCGCAGCCUCCUUAUCAUCAGCUGCAGAGCCGGAAGUUGACACGGCUCCUGAAGAGGAGACCGUGCAGAAGGCUGCCGCUGAAGAGUUGGAGCCAGCGAGUUUGGGUGAGCCAGGACAAGAUGGCAUCACAGAACUGGAGGAUGGGCCUGGCGACCCAGACGCACAAGUUGAUGUUGACGGGAAGCCUGAUGCAGAAGAAGGCCCCGAUGAAAGUUCUCCGGGCGCCCCCGAAGGUUCUCCUGGCGACGAAAAUUCCAAUGCCAAGGAAGCUGGAGAGCGAGAUAUGGAUAGAUCAGAGAUUGAGGAAUUGGCAGACUUGUACACCAUGCGUGCCCAAGCCAAAGUAGCACUGGGAGAUCUAGAGGGAACUAUUGAGGACUGCUCAUGUGCCUUGAAGCUGAAUGAACGAGUACCCUUCUGCUGGGCUGCCCGAGCGGAGGCCAAGCGCUUGCAGGACAAGCUGGAGGAGGCUGUCGCAGAUGCCAGCGAGGCAUUGCGCCUGGACCCUUUGAAUGUGCAAGCAUAUAUCACGCGAGCGAAGGCAAAGCUCAAGACUGGUCAGAUGCAAUUCGUUGUCACUGACUGCAGCGAAGCCCUGGCACUGGAUCUGCAUCAAGCGACUGCCUGGUCCACACGCGCAGCAGCCAGACUGGACCUCGGCGAUGUGUCGGGGUCGCUGAGCGAUGCUCGAAGUGCUAUCAACUUGGACCAGGGGGAUGUGGAUGGUUGGUGCUCUUUGGGCGGAGCCCUGUUGGAUAGCAAGGACAUGGUUGCCGCUGCUGAAGCAUCCAGCAAGGCGAUACAGCUGGACCCAAGCUGCGCAAGGGCUUGGUUUAACAGAGGCUGUGCGAGGGCCGAUCUUGAGGACUUCGACGGAGCAGGGCAAGAUUUCGACGAAGUUGUGCGAUUAUGGCCGGAGAGCUUCAUGGCAUUCGCUCACCGCGCCCACAUCCGCCUGAAGCAGCGAGACCUGGAAGGCGGGCUGCAGGACUGCGAACAGGCUUUGAAGCUGGACAAGCGGCUGGUCAAAGCAAUGUGCACUCAGGCUCAGAUCAAGCGGAUGACGGGGGAUUUGAAAGGAGCUGUUGCGGAUGCUUCAAAUGCACUGAAGUAUGAUUCCAAUUGUGCUGCUGCAUUCUCCAUCCGUGGGCAGGCCUACUCCAAGAUGGAGAAGCAUGAUAAGGCAGUUCAGGACUGUCAGAGAGCCAUUCAGCUGGAUCCGCCAACUCUGGAGGCACCUAUGCUCGCAUGGCGGCAUGCCUGUGCCUCCGAUCCAAUUCCAACGCCCAUUACGCUAUGGGAGUAUGCAGCCCUUGAAGCUCGGCUGAAACAGGAAGCGAAGGCGAAAGCAGCUGCAGAGGCUGCCCAAAAAUGGGCAAACAAGGCCAAAGCAGCAGCUGCCAAAAAAGCUCAAGAAGAAGCCAUGAGAGCAAGCAUGAAGAAAAGUCGAAGACGCGCGUGA
Symbiodinium pilosum is the source of this 2457-nucleotide messenger RNA. The record is from the annotation of a GenBank genome assembly. Lineage: Eukaryota; Dinophyceae; Suessiales; Symbiodiniaceae.